UUAGUUUGCAAGCAAAACUUUAGUGUCAAUUUGAAAGCUAAACAUUUUGUUUGAAACUCUGACAUUGACUAACAUGGGGAAAAUAUGAUAAACUUAAAUAUUGCUGUUAUGUUAUUUUACCGUGUAACUUUAGAAACAGCAUUCAUAAAUAUAACGCUUUAAUUAGCAGAUAAUUUGCGUAAAUAACGACCCUCAACAUUAAUUCCUCCUCAUUAAUAUCAAUAUCAAGUUGUGAGUGAAGUGAUAGGUUUCCAUUUUAAAACCAAUUCAAUUGUGUUGAGUUAUUCAUUAAGUUUUUUUGUUCCUACUCACUCAGACAUUUCGCAUGUUGACGGUGCAACAUAAGACCACUGAGUGGGACUCUCCUCUCAGGAGGGGAGGGAGGCCACUUCCACCGGAGGGAGGAAGAGGAUCGGGGGGGAGGAAGAGGGUUGAGUGGACGCGGCUGUGACAAAAAGCCGAUUACAGAAGGCCACUGAGUCCUCUGUGGCAAUUUGCAUCCAUCCUCUCCUGGUCAUUCGAGAGGAAAACACAUCCGCGGACCAAGUUUGCGGUUUUUCACGGAGCAGGAUUCAUUCACCAGCAAAACAUUUUACAACUUUUCUAGUUUUUUUUUAUGUAUAACUUCGAGGCUUUCACUUUUGAGUGUUGUAGUUUUUUAACUUGGACGCAAAAUACUAAAUGGAAGUUUUAAUAAACAUUUAGAUCUCGAGACAAGUUACAGAAAAACUUUAAACUUUUUUUUUUUCAGUUUUAAGUGAAAACCAUACAGAAAUGACCAGCCCUUCUAGGAGCAUAGACGAUCAGAGAGGAACCGGAGAAAGUCCGGCUCACAAAGCGGAGACCUCCCGGUACCGCAGCUGGAGCAGCCUGCGCUUCUCCAGAUGGAGGAGCAGCUCCCAGAGGACGACUCCUCCGAGCACCCCCUCUCCAAAGACCGAGAAGAGAAGCGACAUUUCCAGGACUCUCUUCACUCUGGUCAAGACCCACAAUGACGACUACACGGCAGACCCGGACGGCAGCCUGGACAUGGGCGCAGAGGCCGAGGUCGGCCUGGAUGACCUGCUGCAGGAUCAGUCCACGUACUUCCAGAAGCAGUUCGGCUCCAUGCUGCAGCCCGGCGUCAACAAGUUCUCACUGCGCAUGUUCGGCAGCCACAAGGGGGUCGCAGCAGAGCAGGAAAGGGUCAAGAGCUUUGGGGUGUGGAUCAUCCACCCCUACAGUGAUUUCAGGUUUUACUGGGAUAUUGUGAUGCUUCUUCUGAUGAUGGGUAAUCUGAUCAUCCUGCCCUGGGGAAUCACCUUCUUUGAAGACCAAAACACCAUACCCUGGAUUAUCUUCAAUUUCCUGUCUGACACGCUCUUCCUCAUGGAUCUGGUCUUUAACUUUCGUACCGGUAUCCCGGGAGAGGACAGUCACAUUAUUCUGGACCCCAAAGAGAUCCGCAUGCACUACCUCCGCACCUGGUUCCUGGUAGACUUUGUUUCCUCCAUCCCUGUUGAUUACAUUUUUCUAAUCGUUGACCUGGAGUCCCGCCAUGAGUCGUCUGAUGUGUACAGGACGGCCCGUGCUCUGAGGAUUGUGCGUUUCACCAAGAUCCUCAGCCUGCUGCGUCUUCUCCGACUCUCACGUCUCAUCCGAUACAUCCAUCAGUGGGAAGAGAUUUUCCACAUGACUUAUGACUUGGCCAGUGCUGUGGUGCGUAUAGUCAACUUGAUUGGUAUGAUGCUGCUGCUGUGUCACUGGGAUGGCUGUCUGACCUUCAUGGUUCCUAUGCUGCAAGACUUUCCUCCAGACUGUUGGGUAUCUAAAAACAACAUGGUGAACUCCACCUGGCAUAUACAAUACUCCUACGCCCUGUUCAUGGCCAUGAGUCACAUGUUAUGUAUAGGAUACGGCGCUCACCCUCCAGAGGGCAUGACCGAUGUUUGGCUCACCAUGAUCAGCAUGGUUGUUGGGGCUACCUGCUAUGCCAUGUUCCUGGGUCACGCAACUAACCUGGUCCAAUCUUUGGAUGCAUCCCAUCGCCAGUAUCAGGAGAAGUACAAGCAAGUGGAGCAGUAUAUGUCGUUUCAUAAAUUGCCAGCCGAUGUGCGGCAGAGGAUUCAUGAUUACUAUGAGCACCGAUUCCAAGGCAAGAUGUUUGAUGAAGACAGUAUACUGGGAGAACUCAGCGACCCACUGAAGGAGGAGAUUGUCAGCUAUAACUGCCGUGGACUUGUCGCCAACAUGCCGCUCUUUGCCAACACCGACCCUCACUUUGUCACCGUGAUCCUGACCAAGCUGCGCUUUGAAGUUUUCCAGCCGGGAGACUAUGUAAUACGAGAGGGAACACUGGGUCGGAAAAUGUAUUUCAUCCAGCAUGGCACCGUCACGAUUAUCCCGCGUGGCAGUAAGGAGUUAAUGCUCAGUGAUGGAGCCUACUUUGGAGAGAUCUGCCUACUAACUCAGGGCCGACGGACGGCCAGCGUGAGGGCCGACACUUACUGUCGCCUUUAUUCGCUGAGCGUGGACGACUUCAACGAAGUCCUGGAGGAGCAUCCUCUGAUGAGGCGGGCGUUUGAGAGCGUGGCUGUGGAGCGACUAGAUCGAGUUUCACGUAGAUCCAGUUAUCAGCCUCCAACAACUGAGUCUGAGUGAAAUAAGAAGAAAGAGAAAGAGACUCCAGACAGACAGAUAAAGCACUUUUCAACAGAGCUCAAGAAAAUAAAAAAUACAGAUGUUAUUAAAUGCUGCAUCACUUGAUUGAAACUAUUGCACGUUCAUUAAUUAGAAUUUGUCACUUGAAUAUUAAAAUCCAACAUAAUGUUUACUUGGAUUUUAUUAAUGUUCACAAACUGAAUAAACCUUUGUCAUUG
Xiphophorus couchianus (Monterrey platyfish) is the source of this 2858-nucleotide messenger RNA. It is a transcript of the gene hcn3, whose product is annotated as hyperpolarization activated cyclic nucleotide-gated potassium channel 3. Lineage: Eukaryota; Metazoa; Chordata; Actinopteri; Cyprinodontiformes; Poeciliidae. Gene Ontology annotation, molecular function: voltage-gated potassium channel activity. Bases 775 to 2640 code for a protein of 621 amino acids. The transcript is spliced from 7 exons. The record is from RefSeq and is a predicted model, not a curated record. Gene Ontology annotation, biological process: sodium ion transmembrane transport; regulation of membrane depolarization; potassium ion transmembrane transport. Gene Ontology annotation, cellular component: membrane; HCN channel complex; dendrite.